AUGGCGUCCGCGGACGUGGACAGCAGUCAAAGCGACUUUCUGCAGGAAACGCAGACGACUGAUAUGUCUGCUAUUCAGCUGUCGGGAUCAGACCGCUGGGAAGUGUUAACACCCGUCUCGGCCGCCAAGGAUGACACCAACGGCGGGAUUGUCGCGUCCAACGGGCAGUACGUCCUUCCCCUUGGAGGUCUUCCCAGCCAGCCCAUCUAUGUCACAGCACCUGGUGGGGAGGCGACAGCCAAUGGCGUGUCUGGUAUUCAGUAUCAGGUCAUCCCUCAGAUCCAAAAUGCGGACGGGACGCUAACAAGCUUUCAGACGCAAGGCCUGGAUGACAGCGCGGGGCCGAUUCAGCUCCUGCAAGACGGCGGACAAAGCGGACAAGCCGGCGGCAUCGGAAUUAGCUGCGCGGCGGCGGGGACCACCGACCUCCUGACGCAGGCGGGUCAAGUGCAGUCCAUCCAGGGCCUCCCGCUGGCCGGGGGCUCGGCAUACCCGGUGGGGCUGCCCGGCAACAUCACCUUCGUGCCCAUCAACAGCGUGGACCUAGAGUCGCUUGGUCUGACGGCGGCGCAGACGGUGCCCAUCGCCACCGGUGUGACGCCGGAGGGCCAGCUCAUCAUGAGCGGCCAGACCCUAGAAAGCGCCGGGCAGGGUGCCAAACUGACGGCGGGGGCUGACGGCAACCAGGAGCUGUACGCGCCCUCCUCCGACGCCCCCUCGCAGCUCCCUGCCACCAUCGACGGGACGGGCGUGCUGACCCAAGCCACGGCCGUGUCCGCCGGCGUGGCCGACCCCUCGUCCUCGGCGGAGAACUUUAAUUCCCACCUGCAGCAGAUCCAGGUGCCGUCUUCGAGUGCCGCCACCCUCUCCCAGCCCAUCCUUCAGCUGUCAGGCGACGCUCAGGCCCCGGUGACUGUGGGCCAGGACCUGAACACGGCACCGGCUGGCCAGACGCUUCAGAGCGUCCAGCUGGUCAACCCGGGAACUUUCCUCAUCCAGGCCCAGACGGUUAGUCCCACUGGGCAGAUCCAGUGGCAGACCUUUCAGGUUCAGGGGGUUCAGUCACUUCAGGGGCUCCAGCUGCCUCAGGGGCAGGGCCAGCCGCAGCAGCUGACAUUGGCACCUGUGCAGACUCUCCCGCUGGCCCAGGCGGGCCAGGUCAGCCUGCCCAACCUCCAGACGGUGACCGUCAACUCGCUGACGCAAAGCGGGGUUCAGUUCACGCAGCAGGCCGACAACACCAGCAGCCCCGCUGGCAUCCAUAUCAAGGAAGAGCCCGAGUCUGAAGAUUGGCACCUUAGCGGCGACUCGACUCUGAACCCCAGCGACCUGAACAACCUGCGCGUGCACAUGACGACCGCCGACGACGACGCGGACGGUGGCGGCGGCGAGGGCAAGAGACUGCGGAGGGUGGCCUGCACCUGCCCCAACUGUAAAGAGUCCGGAGGAAGAGGUUCCGGGCUGGGCAAGAAGAAGCUGCACAUCUGCCACAUCGUGGGCUGCGGCAAAGUGUACGGCAAGACGUCGCACCUGCGCGCCCACCUGCGCUGGCACAGUGGCGAGCGGCCGUUCGUUUGCAACUGGAUGUACUGUGGCAAGAGGUUCACCAGGAGCGACGAGCUGCAGAGACACAGGAGGACGCACACAGGUGAGAAGAAGUUUGUGUGCGGCGAGUGCUCCAAGCGCUUCAUGCGCAGCGACCACCUGGCCAAGCACAUAAAGACUCACCAGAACAAAAAGGGCGGCGCGCCCGUCACCUCCUCGUCGUCGCCCUUGCCCGCCGACACCCUCAUCACGGCCGACGGCACCACGCUCAUCCUGCAGUCGACCGCCGCCCGCAACCUGGUGGCCAAUCAGGAGAUCCCGCUGCAGCUGGUCACCGUGGCGCCUGGCGAGGUCAUCGAAUGA
Messenger RNA from Nerophis lumbriciformis (worm pipefish), 1908 nucleotides. The record is from RefSeq and is a predicted model, not a curated record. Lineage: Eukaryota; Metazoa; Chordata; Actinopteri; Syngnathiformes; Syngnathidae.